AAGGAGAGAGGGAAACAGAUUGCAUGCUGAAGAGGGAGGUAUCUGCUUUAGAGAGAUGCUUGGUAACUAUGGAUGGGGAAAAAUUGCAUCUUUGACGUCAGGAGUAAAAUGAUUGGUCCCUCAUCCGGAUUCCCUCUCCUUUUGUUAUUUGUGUACACAGAGAUUUGCACUGGUCAUACUUUCUGAGGAGUUCGUCGUCUCUACAUACAUUUUGGAGAGUCUUCAGUUCUGCUUCUCACCACUAACCCCUUCCCCCCUCUAAUUCUGUGAGGGGAGGAGGAUUUGUGACAUCCUGCAGAAUGAUUGGGGCUGAUGACUAUUUCAUGAUUCUGGAAUGGAUAUUGCUUUGGUGAGUUUGGAAAACGGAGUCCCAGCUGUUGCUGGCACUGGGAAGGAUGGGAGCUCUGGUAUGGCAAUCAGCACUGCAAGCAGGAGGAAUCUGCUCCAAAUCCCCAGGGCACCAUCUUGGCUGAACGAUUACAGCCAAGAGAAAGACGACAGUGAGGAUAGCUGCCAGCAGCGACCACAAACUCAACAGCACUAUCAGCCACCAGGGACCAGCCAGGGAGGAGGAGAAGGUGGAGGAGUUGUGGGCAAUCACUUGCAAAGCAGCAAGAUGAUCAUGAGCCAUCCUGGCACUAAUAAUAAGGAUUUUGGUAUUGAUACAGUUAUCCGAGUGGAUGAAGAGGAACCCCAUACACACCAAACUCACCCUGGAGAAGACGAGGACCCCCACUUUGACCUGGGUACCAUGGACCAUGAGAGCAACCAGAGGGUUAUCAUAAACAUUGCUGGACUAAGGUUUGAAACACAACUGUCAACUCUCAACCAGUUUCCAGAUACUUUACUGGGCGACCCUGAAAAGAGAAUGAGGUUUUUUGACCCCCUCAGGAAUGAAUACUUUUUUGAUCGUAAUAGGCCCAGCUUUGAUGGCAUUCUUUAUUUCUACCAGUCGGGGGGCAAGAUCCGCCGGCCAGUCAAUGUUUCCAUAGAUGUAUUUGCAGAUGAAAUUCGUUUCUAUGAGCUGGGGGAGGAAGCAAUGGAGAGGUUCAGAGAAGAUGAGGGUUUCCUCAAGGAUGAGGAGAAGCCCCUUCCCCGAAAUGAGUUCCAGCGUCAGGUGUGGUUGAUUUUUGAGUACCCAGAGAGUUCAAGCUCUGCCAGAGGAAUUGCCAUAGUAUCUGUACUAGUAAUACUUAUUUCCAUUAUCACCUUCUGCUUGGAGACCCUUCCAGAGUUUAGAGAUGAAAACGAGCUUCCUCCGGCACUGUCCAAGGUUCUGAACAACACCCAGCAGCCUGUUCCACUGAGUGGCCUCACAGAUCCCUUCUUCAUUAUUGAGACUACCUGUGUCAUCUGGUUCACAUUUGAACUACUUGUCAGAUUUUUUGCCUGUCCAAGCAAAGCUGACUUUUCUAAGAAUAUCAUGAACAUUAUUGACAUUGUAGCCAUUAUUCCCUAUUUUAUCACUUUAGGGACCGAACUGGCUGAGCAGCAAACUAACAAUGGGCAACAAGCUAUGUCUUUGGCCAUUCUCAGGGUCAUUCGCUUGGUAAGAGUUUUUAGAAUAUUUAAAUUGUCCAGACACUCUAAAGGACUCCAGAUACUGGGACAAACAUUGAAAGCUAGUAUGAGGGAAUUAGGAUUGUUGAUAUUUUUCCUAUUUAUUGGAGUGAUACUCUUUUCAAGUGCAGUGUAUUUUGCUGAAGCUGAUGACCCAGAGUCUCAUUUUUCUAGCAUUCCGGAUGCUUUCUGGUGGGCUGUAGUAACUAUGACUACAGUGGGCUAUGGAGACAUGAGGCCUGUGACAGUUGGGGGUAAAAUUGUUGGUUCCUUGUGUGCCAUCGCUGGUGUGCUUACUAUUGCUUUGCCAGUUCCUGUCAUUGUUUCCAACUUUAACUACUUUUAUCACCGAGAAACAGACCAUGAUGAACAGGUGAUCCUCAAGGAGGAGCCAAGCAGUGGGCAGGGCAGCUGUGCAGGUGACCUUAAGAGAAGCCCAAGCAAGUCCUCCUUCAAUAAGUCUGUGGUGCACCUGGAGAACCUUGAAGGCAUCAAUAAUGGCACUAGUACUUUAGAAAAAAGCAAUCUUAAAGCAAAGAGCAAUGUGGAUCUAAGAAAAUCUCUGUAUGCUCUGUGCUUGGAUACCAACAGAGAAACAGAUCUGUAGAAUAAGCACUACAGAAGUGUAAAAUGGCCAACAAAAUUUAACAAACAGAUUCUAUAUUUCACAAAGAGAAUUUCAAACUCUUUGACAGUUACACUGUAUUUUCUGUUGAUACACUUUUUCGUAAGUUUUACAGUAUUGGAAAUCUUGCAUAUAUUUUAUAACAGAGAAAUGUUAAUGUCAAUAUUUUUUUAUCUCCAUUGGAAUAAAGUUUAUUUUUGAAAGCUGGGUAUAAAAUGGAAGUUGUUCCAGGAGGAAGAGGAGGAGAACUAAACAUUGAGACAUUUGUUAAACAAAGAUAUUUGGGAUAAAUAAAUAAAGCAUUGCUCUAUUCAUCCGAUCCAUGCAAAUUAAAUUAGGUUAAUUAACUUUUUUUUCAUUUUUGUAUUGCUACAUAUUUAUAAUACUUUUCUGUAAAAUGUUUCCACACAAAGAUAAAAAAAAAAUAUAGAAAAUUACAUCUGUGGACAAAGUAAUGAUAAAAAAAACGUAAUGUGCAGUGAAUUUGGUGCUCUUCAAUCAAGCAGGAAACAUUUUUAUUUCGUAGAAAUUAAUGUAUACUUAUUUGUAUAUAUGUGAGCCUUAAUUUAUUAACACCUAUAGAUAUAUUGAUUUAAAUAUUUUAUUAAAGCUCAAUUUAAUACUCUUUUAGAACCCAAAGAGAAAAUUAUUACAGCUUAUCAACUUUGUCUCUCUCUCUCUCUAGAAAUGGCAUCCAGAUGUAAUUUAUACUUAGACACUAUGAUAAGAAAACUGAUUUUUAUAAAGUAAUAAGAAACUCCUUCCACGUUUAUAGCAAAUAACCAAACGUUUCAACAGAACAGAUGUAGCAAUUUUACUUAGCCCUGUUUACAGUCAGGUUUUUUUUAAAAUUUUUAAAAACGUUUAGCAUUUUUUCAUGGUGUGACAACAUUUUUUAAAUCUUUUGUGCUAUAUAAGGAGCAAGACAAAAUCAUUUUCCAUUAGACUUUCUUAAACUCCUUUUGUGGAUAAUGUGAAUAAAAAUCCGAUCAGACUUUUAAGAUUUUCUGCCUACUUUUACAAAUCUUAGCUGGUCGAUCUGCUUGGAGAUUUAAUGCCAGGAUUUUAAAGAAAUAUGUAAAAGAGAAAGACUAAAAAUGGAAUUAAUGAUCUACAGUAAAUCCAAGAGUGCAAUUUUUCCUACAUUUCAUCAAAGCACGUGGAACGCCCUUAAAGGAUAUUUUAUGUCUUCAGUAUACAGCUUCAAACCAAGCACAUCCACAUAUGUGAGGCCUGGUGCACAGGACAACCAGACUCUACACAAAGAUGCAAAUUAAAUGAGGAUAUUUCACCAAUGGGACAUGCACGGUGAAGAAUGAAUGACAUAUCUAGG
Pelobates fuscus (common spadefoot toad) is the source of this 3518-nucleotide messenger RNA. Its product is annotated as potassium voltage-gated channel subfamily A member 1-like. Gene Ontology annotation, cellular component: voltage-gated potassium channel complex; intercalated disc; membrane. The record is from RefSeq and is a predicted model, not a curated record. Gene Ontology annotation, biological process: protein homooligomerization; potassium ion transmembrane transport. The coding region runs from base 335 to 2167 and encodes 610 amino acids. Lineage: Eukaryota; Metazoa; Chordata; Amphibia; Anura; Pelobatidae. Gene Ontology annotation, molecular function: delayed rectifier potassium channel activity; protein binding. The transcript is spliced from 2 exons.